Rhizoctonia solani is the source of this 1203-nucleotide messenger RNA. RefSeq lists its product as uncharacterized. Bases 1 to 1203 code for a protein of 400 amino acids. Lineage: Eukaryota; Fungi; Basidiomycota; Agaricomycetes; Cantharellales; Ceratobasidiaceae. The record is from RefSeq and is a predicted model, not a curated record. The transcript is spliced from 7 exons.
AUGCUUGGGACACCACUACCUAGUAUUGUUGCUGAAGCACUUGAUGAGACAACUGUCACGGCACUCAAGUUCCGACAAGAUCUGAAGGAACUUGUCAAUAUCCUAGAGCCCUUUGCUUGUGCCCUACUAUGCCUUGAAUCAACCCGUAGUAGCCUAUCAGACGUUUACUUCUUUUGGCUGGGAGCGCUUGCAGCAUUGGAUCAUCACUUUAAGUCCCAAAACUGUCUUCUUCUGCCGCAGGAUUGGGGCCGUCUCCGCUGCAUUGCAUUGAAGCGUUUCAACAAGGCAAUCAAUGAUGCACCAACUGAUGGGUAUGUGACGGCGUUCUUCUUAGACCCACGUUAUCAUGAUGUUGCUAUUUAUGCUUCCUCAAACGCCUGCUCCUGUCAGGCCACUGUUCCGCCCCCGGUUGAUUGUCCUCAAACCUCUAAUCCACAGCAACUAAACAAGUGCAUCCUCAAUUGUGUUCAAAAGCAGUUAUUUGCUAUGCUAAAAGCGGAACUGGAGGCUGCCAAGGACAUCCCCCAUCACCCACUUCAUGCGUAUAGCCAAGACGCGCUAGUUGCAAAGGAACAACUGCAUGAACAACUUGAUUGCUAUUACUGGGCUGAUCAACGAUUUCUUUCACAAUAUCUUACGCCCAAUCAAUCCGCUCUCCAAUACUGGCGCUCACAAAAGCAGUUUGAACAUAUGUUUAUACUUGCACAUUUGGCAGAGAAGCUUUUUUCCAUCUUACCAAACUCAAUGUGCAAUAAAUGCGCUGGGUCUAGAUUGACCUAUCUUUAUUCUAAACUGCAAACGCGCCUGGAUGCAAACAGCAUGAUUGAACAGAUUCAGUUCAUGCAAUGGGAGUCUCUGGUGAAUGGUUUCAACUUCCAGCCCAAUUGUCAGGCUGACAAAGAUGCUAGCAAAAUUGCACCCGCACUCAAGGACAAGUGUGGAGAUGAAUGGCUUGAUUGCAGCGGAGCUGCGGCCCCCAUUGCUGAUACCAGCAAUAACAAAGAAGACACAAAAUUUGAGGAUAUUAUUGAUCUGACUUUGCAAGAGCUACUUGCCCUUUUUUCUAGCUACAACUCAUCAAUGCACGCCGCUGAUUCUGAGUCUCACUUGCCGCACAGUACAAAAAGCUUGGAAGGUGUUAGCAAGGAAUCCAAAGGCCCGCAGCGUGCAAUUUGGAGGGCAAGAGAUAUAAAUUGGGACUAA